This is a messenger RNA of Brassica napus (rape), 734 nucleotides long. RefSeq names its product ubiquitin-conjugating enzyme E2 30. The transcript has 5 exons. NCBI's taxonomy places the organism in Eukaryota, Viridiplantae, Streptophyta, Magnoliopsida, Brassicales, Brassicaceae. The record is from RefSeq and is a predicted model, not a curated record. Bases 98 to 544 code for a protein of 148 amino acids. Gene Ontology annotation, cellular component: nucleus. Gene Ontology annotation, biological process: protein polyubiquitination. Gene Ontology annotation, molecular function: ubiquitin conjugating enzyme activity.
ACCGUAUCGACUGCAAACACUUCAACUUCGAAACAACCCAAACCCUUUGAGAUUUCCCAAGAUCGAUUCAAAGAAAGCAGUUAGGACUGUUCAAGCUAUGGCCUCGAAAAGGAUCAACAAGGAGCUUAGGGACCUGCAAAGGGAUCCUCCAGUCUCAUGCAGUGCUGGUCCUGUGGGAGAUGAUAUGUUCCACUGGCAAGCAACUAUUAUGGGUCCAUCUGAUAGCCCUUUUGCCGGAGGUGUGUUUCUUGUUUCCAUCCACUUCCCGCCAGAUUACCCCUUCAAGCCACCAAAGGUUUCUUUCCGCACAAAGGUUUAUCACCCGAACAUCAACAGCAAUGGCAGCAUCUGUCUUGACAUUCUUAAAGAGCAGUGGAGCCCUGCGCUUACCGUAUCCAAGGUUCUUCUGUCGAUCUGCUCAUUGUUGACAGAUCCAAACCCUGAUGAUCCUCUGGUUCCAGAAAUAGCUCACAUGUACAAGACAGACCGAGUCAAGUACGAGACCACUGCCCGUUCCUGGACCCAGAAGUAUGCUAUGGGAUGAGCGGGGAUUGGCAAUAAUGACCUUAUCUGAGAAGGGGAGAAAUAAGAAGGAUAAAAAAAAAACACUAGUGUGUGGCUUUUGCUUUAUUACUUUUAUUAUCUUAAGCCGUGUGUUGGGGUGUGUACGUACAUGAACUUUUCUACAAUUGAGAUAUUGCAAUGCUUAGAGUGAAUAAUUGGCUAUUAUGUGA